Messenger RNA from Oryza sativa Japonica Group (Japanese rice), 710 nucleotides. RefSeq lists its product as uncharacterized. Lineage: Eukaryota; Viridiplantae; Streptophyta; Magnoliopsida; Poales; Poaceae. The record is from RefSeq and is a predicted model, not a curated record.
UACCUUAAAUAGAGCGAGAAAAAUCCAAGUAGUAUCUGAGAUCGCCAUGAACACCAUUCCUUUUCUCAGCCCACUCCUCGUCGCCGUCUCCCUGAUCGUCGCCGGCGCCGGUGCCGGAGACGAGACGACGACGUGCCCCGGCGCGCCGUCGAUGACGGUGGAGUCGGCGUGCCGCAACGUGAGCCACACGCAGGCGAUGUACGACGCGUGCAAGGGCGCGCUCGCCGGCGUCCCGAACCCGAUGAGCGACCACGACGCCACCGUCUACGCGCUCGCCGCGGCGCGCGGCGCGAUGGCGUCGGCGGACGCCACCGUGGUGGCCGCCAACGAGCGGGUCACGUACAACGGGUCGCUCUCCGGCGAGGAGAAGGGCGCGUACGAGGGGUGCGUGGAGGCGUACGCGGCGGCCGAGCACGCCAUGGGCGCCGUCCUGAACAAGCUCGGCGCCUGCAGCUUCGGCGGCGGCCUCGCCGACGACUACAUGAGCGGCCUCCUCGCCGUCGAGAGCUGCAGGGACCGCGUGAUCAAGCUGCCGGCGUCGCCGUUGUACGCCAUGGUUCUCGUUGACCGCAACAAGGUGGGGCUAGCGUUGUUCCUCGGUAAAUUGUUGGGCAUAUGACUUGAUUAAUACUACUAUGUGGUAACUAAUAAAUAAUUAUAAUAAGCAUGUAGUUAACCGAAUGGUUAGCUAAUACUCCCUCCGUUCUCAA